This is a messenger RNA of Lindgomyces ingoldianus, 3309 nucleotides long. RefSeq lists its product as uncharacterized. Gene Ontology annotation, molecular function: mannose-ethanolamine phosphotransferase activity. NCBI's taxonomy places the organism in Eukaryota, Fungi, Ascomycota, Dothideomycetes, Pleosporales, Lindgomycetaceae. Bases 19 to 3135 code for a protein of 1038 amino acids. The transcript is spliced from 2 exons. Gene Ontology annotation, biological process: GPI anchor biosynthetic process. The record is from RefSeq and is a predicted model, not a curated record. Gene Ontology annotation, cellular component: endoplasmic reticulum membrane.
CAGCUUUAAUCUUUUCCAAUGGACAAUGGCGAGCCUUUGCCAUCUUACGAGGGUCUCGCGGCCGCCUUUGCGAAAGCCAAGGCCGAAAAGGAGAGAGAAGAAGCCCAAGGGUUGAAGGGAAGAACAGGCGAUGCUGCCGCAGCCAACAAGCAAGGAGAGGUCCACUUCAAGGCUGCGCAUGGACUAGUUGUAGCGUUCUUUACUUGGAUUCUCGUCCUCCAUGUCCUGGGUAUUUACCUGUUCACCAGCGGCUUCCUCCUCACCCGACUCGUGCUCCAGCAGAAGUCCGAAUGUUCUGUUCCGCCGGCUGACCUUGCACAUUCAUACACACCCGGCUCUCCGAAAGCAGGAUGCUGGCACCCGAAGACCUUCGAGAAAGCAAUCGUAAUAAUCGUUGACGCCCUUCGCUAUGACUUUACCGUUCCAUUUCAGGCUACAGGCUCCGAGCAACUUCAACACUUCCAUAACGCGAUUCCAGUGCUCUAUGAGACCGCCAUAAAUCAUCCGAACAAUGCCUUCCUCCUUCCGUUCAUUGCCGACCCACCAACCACCACUCUGCAAAGGCUAAAAGGCCUUACCACAGGCACGUUACCAACGUUCCUUGAUGCCGGAUCAAACUUUGCUGGGACUGCUAUAGAUGAGGACAAUUUAGUAGCACAAUUAAGGAAUGCAAGUAAGAGGAUCGUACAUCUAGGCGACGAUACAUGGCAUGCACUCUUCCCCGGCUACUUCGAGCCGAAUCUUACUCAUGCAUACGAUUCAUUCAACGUUUGGGAUCUCCAUACCGUGGAUAAUGGAGUCACUGAUCAUAUAUUCCCGCUCCUGCAGUCUUCAAAUACGAGCAAAUGGGACAUAAUAUUUGGACAUUACCUCGGAGUCGACCACGCUGGACACCGGUAUGGGCCUAAUCAUCCGGCCAUGACAGCGAAGCUAAAUCAAAUGGACGAAAUUUUCCGCAAGAUGAUCGAUCAACUUGACGACAGUACUUUACUCGUAGUCAUGGGAGACCAUGGCAUGGAUGCUAAGGGCGAUCAUGGUGGAGAAUCAGAUGACGAGAUCCAGGCUGCUCUUUGGAUGUACUCGAAGCAGAAAUUGUUCGGCCGCAGUUCACCCGCCUACAGGACACCGCCAGCCACUGCACAAGAAAGACCAGUCGCACAAAUCGACUUGGUGUCAACCUUAUCCCUCCUUCUUGGGAUGCCUAUUCCCUUUAACAACCUUGGAGUGCCCAUCGAAGAAGCAUUCAUCGGAGCCAAAGGUGAAGAUUACCAGAAUUUAGCUAGAGUCAAUCGCCUGACAGCUGCUCAAAUCCACCGCUACCAGCAGGAGUAUGCCUUGGCUCGAGGACUAGAAGAGAACGCCAGGUCUAACUCGCUGUCUCUCUGGAAAGCCGCCAACGAUGCUUGGGACAAGCUGAAGCCCAUUAAAAAACCUAGCCGCGACCACUGGAAGACACCUGCUCAAGCAUUCGCUGCUUAUCAGGCCGAAACUCUCACCAUUUGUCGUGAUUUGUGGGCAAGGUUUGACAUUCCGAGGAUGUUGCACGGAGUUGAAAUACUUACAUUUACACUCGUUAUUCUUGCAAUCUAUGCUCGUGGUCUACAAGGCGAUCGGACCGAAUUAACUCCUGCUCUCCUUGUUCGAGGAAUCAUUGGGACAGUUCUCGGUGUCCUAGUUGGUGUUAGCCUUGGCUUUGCUAAGCCAGAUCUCCCUUUGGAGCAUACACUCAUUUACUGUGCCUCUAUAGGCGGGGUAGUGGGGUUGGGGACAGCAUUUUGGUAUGUGAGAAGGAGGGUCACCAACCCGCUCCCGAACUCUCUCUGGGGCUGGGUAAGUGUUAUUUUCACCCUAGCGUUGUCCGCGGGCUUUGCUGCAAAUUCCUUCACGAUCUGGGAGGAUGAAAUCCUUCUCCACUUCCUUUGCACUUUCGGGGCGCUUACAGUGAUCUCGUCCUUCCGGCAAAAGGAUCCAAUUGAUCGAGCGCUCGGGUGCUACCACUCGAUCCUCUUCAUCGUUCUCACCCGGGUAGCUUCGCUCUCACGAAUGUGCCGCGAGGAACAAAUGCCAUAUUGUAAGUCCACCUACUACGCCUCCGCCACGUCAUCUACUUCCGCAACCUGGCAACUCGCCAUUCCCUAUGCGGUUGCCUUCCUUCUACCAAAUCUUAUCCGAUCCUAUUACAAGGGCACACGUUCCCACCAGGGCUCAGCAAUCUUAUGGCUUGAUUUCGCUCUCCGUUUCGGACUGCUGCUAAGCGCAGCCUAUUGGACAAUCGAUGCUGCCGACGAUGGAGACUGGUAUCCCGGAUAUAGCGAGAUGCUCAAGACAACAAAAAUCAUAAUCGCCCAAAUUACGUUUGCUAUUGCCCUAGCUUUUGGAUACUCUACAUUUUCGUGGGCAAAGCCUCUCCUUACCAUCGAAACGAAGGUCAAGGGCUCAGAAGAGUCUGCGGAACAGAUUGUGGCAGAUGGCGGAACGUCUUCCAUUACUAUCUUGGGUUAUGCUAACGUACAUGGGUCUCGUUACGCGUUGCUCAUCACGAUGUGGUACCUGGCCAUUUCUCUAGUUCAGAAACCCAUGGGCGCGGGUGCCAUUGGAAUAGCAGCCUGGCAAGUAUUUUCACUGUUUGAGAUUACAGAUACAAACAAGUUGUCCGAUACGCCCAUUGGCCCAAUUGUUCUUGGAUUAUUAGGCUCAUUCCAUUUCUUCAAAACUGGUCAUCAAGCCACCCUCUCCAGCAUCCAAUGGGAAAGCGCUUUCAUUCCUCUCAGGACCAUCAAAUAUCCCUGGACUCCAAUCCUCAUCAUCCUCAACUCAUUCGGCGCUCAAAUUCUAUGUGCCAUUGCUGUCCCCGCAAUUGUCCUAUGGAAACAGCCUCCGAAGAAGAAAGGCUUGCUUGGAGAUGUUGCAAAAGCUACUGCCACUCAUUUGCUCUUCUACGCCGUCAUCAAUCUCGCUACGACGAUGUGGGCUGGGCACCUCAGGCGACAUUUGAUGUUAUAUCGCAUUUUCUGUCCAAAGUUCAUGACUGGUGCCCUCGUGUUGCUAGUUGUUGAUUUAGUGGCUAUAUUCGUUGCCCUUCUUGGUACACGGAUGAGCUUCUUAAGUGUGGCAGAAGUUUUUGGUUGGACUUAAUAUUGUCGAUAUUGUGGCGGAGGGAAAAGAGAUUGGUGGUAGGUGAUGCCUUGUGAGGAGACGAGGACAUAGCUCUUGUUUCUUGGACUGUAUUGGUAGCCGGAGCCUUAAAAUGCUCGUAAAGUUCUUUUGUUCAUUUGUUUAUCGUGUUCCUACCUAGACUCCAGCUUUGCC